GUUUGAACGAAAAAUAUGAUUCAGUCUACUUAAAGAUUAGACAUCUAAAAUAAAUAUGUAAGUUAAGUAUAUAUAAUGCCAGAUAAUUUGCUCAAAUAAUAUUACCUGAUUCAGUACUUUAUUGAUUGUGCAAAAAAACAUAUCGAGAUAUUCCAAAAAAUGAUGAAAAUCAUAUUUUAUUUGCUUUGUGGAUGUUUACUGGCCAGUGCAAUUUUGAGUGACGAAGAGGAAUGGAAAAAAUUUAAAGAUGCAAAUCGCAAAAUAUAUAAAACCAACAAUGAGGAAUCCCACCGCUACCAAAUUUUUAAAGAUAAUCUCCACAAAAUCAGGGAGCAUAACGAAAUGUACGAAAAAGGCGAAAGCUCUUUCAAAAUGGGGUUGAACAAGUUUUCAGAUUUGACUGAUGAGGAAUUUAAGGCCAUUUAUGGACGAGGAACUUUGCCACGAGACAAGACGAAGCCUAUUUAUGAAUAAAAUACUUAUAUUUAUACUCAAAUACUAACUAAUCAUAAAUGUAUAACGUUAUUGUGUGAAAUUAGAGGUGAUAAAUACAUAGCCAUUCCAACUAAGUAACUAUAAGCCAGAUUUUGUGCUUCAUAUAUCAUCAUCAUCAUCAUCAUAAGCAGCGCAGUCGCGUUCACUUGUGCAAUGUGUUGCCAUCCUCUCUCUGCCCUCCGGUAAAUGUCAUCCAUCCACCUCUUUUGGGGUCUCCCUUUACCGCGUUUUUGUGUUCUUGGUUUCCACUGCAUGACUCUUUUUGCCCAUCUGUUGUUCGUUUGCCUCGCCACGUAGCCUGUCCAUCUCCACAAACUGUGUCUCCACUUUGCUUCUGCCAUGCACUGGAUCACAUCGUUCACACCCGUGCGUCGACGUAUGUCGUACCUACGUUUUGUUAUGUCCAUUAUCAAAAUAAAAUUAUAGGUGCUGAGAAUUGUUAUCUGUCUAUUGAGCUUAACUCCCUAAUUAAAAUAAUUAGAUUUUUCAACAAUGCACAAAUGUCCCAACUCCCUAUAAAGCUCAGAACAACAGGAAUAGUCGUUGAACGUUGAACUGAAAAUAGAGCAAAGUAGGUAGGUACUACAAAUUGCAAGUUUCCAAACAUAAGCAGGUGAUAUGUUAAAAUAUAUGUUGAAACAAAAUUAAAAUUUCACCCCAAAAUAUAAUUAUAAUACCUAAUAUAACAAAAAAAAAAAACAAAACAAUUAAUUUAUAUGCAUAGAAAUCAAAUCAAAAUAUGCUUUAUUGCCGAAAAACAGUUAUAUUCAUAUAAAAAUACUAAAAACUAGGCUAG
Molecule: messenger RNA, 1291 nt
Organism: Ceutorhynchus assimilis (cabbage seed weevil)
Lineage: Eukaryota; Metazoa; Arthropoda; Insecta; Coleoptera; Curculionidae
Source: the annotation of a GenBank genome assembly